This is a messenger RNA of Paramuricea clavata, 495 nucleotides long. NCBI's taxonomy places the organism in Eukaryota, Metazoa, Cnidaria, Anthozoa, Malacalcyonacea, Plexauridae. The record is from the annotation of a GenBank genome assembly.
AUGGCGACGCCGAAAAGCAAAGUAAGCAGCAAAAGUAAAAUGGGAAAAACAAGUAUUCCAGUACCCCAUGAAGAAUGGGGAAAGUUAAGAAGGGAACAAGUAGAACUUUUCCACAACAUUGUAGCGCGAUAUACAUGGAUAACCUUACAAAAUUUUACCGAAACAAGAAACAUGGAUUUUGUCAAAUGGAUGGCAAAAUCACCAGCAGUAGCUAUGACACAAUGGCGUUUUAUGUGUCUAAUGUAUGAAAGAUGCUUAGAUUGUUGGCAUGUGGAAAAGAUUUAUAAACCCAAGGACACACCACUCAGGGCUGAUGACGUAACGCACAUGAUGACUAUGCUCUACGAUAUGUGUGUAAAAAAACAAUUGUAUUCCACGGGACAUUAUGCUAGCGUUGAUACGUUUGUAGAUAGAAUGUACAUUGUGUAUUCGGAUGGGGACAAAGUAUUUGUUGAUGACGAAAUUUGUGAUAAAAUAGUGGACAACAAUAGUUAA